CAACUUAUAUUUCCGGAUAGGUGUGCGAGUGGAGUUGGUGAAAUAACAAAGACAGCAACGAAGAUGUAAACUCAAAAUAUCUCGGAUAUACUGUAUCUUACUGUGUUUUAACUUAUACCCAACGUCAAACAAAAAAUAGGCCUGCUUCAGAGGGAAAAUACCUGUAAACAAUGUGAGUCGCUAAACUUAGGCUACAGCUCGCCUGGAAAGUGACAGCCGGCUGGCUACGGCGUGUGAAAUGUUUCGCCAAACCACGCAAUGGAGAAAAACUAUCAGCGAUGCAAUCAGUUUACACCAGGAACAAGCUUUGAACACAGUCAUUUAUAUCUUGAAUGAGUGCGGACCGACAGGAUUCCAGUUGAAGGAGAACGGAGGAGUCAUAAGCUUCAAAGUCUGCCUUGGAGACACCCACACAUGUACCUGCCCAACUUUCCAGAAAGAAAAGGAACUAUGCAAACACAUUUGUUGGAUUUUGUUGCGGAAAUUUAGAUUGCCAAGGGACCAUGAAUACUGCUACCAGCUGGGCCUGGGGGAGAGGCAGAUUGCGGAGGUGCUGCGGGGCUCUCUUGGCGUCAAGACUCCUCGCGCCACCACGCGAGAUCCGCUGGCCACCACCGAAGAGGCGCAGAGCCAGCGGAGCCUGGCCGAGGAGGACGGCAGCCUCCGGCAGAAGGAGAUGGAGGAGGACGACGUGUGCCCCAUAUGCCAGGAGGAGUUCUUCAGCAAACACCUACCUGUGGCCCACUGCAGGUAUGGGUGUGGCAACAGUGUCCACAUCUCGUGCAUGAAGAUCUGGGCGGACCACCAGCCCCGCUCGGAGAACGACACCAAGGUCAAAUGCCCCCUGUGUAGGGAGGACUUCGGACCAGCCGCCCUGCUACUGGAACAGGCCAGAAAUGCAUGCAGGCUCCAGACCUCAUCUGAGAAAGAACCUCUGAACAAACAUCUUGGAAUCAUUUGCAACAACUGCCGAAUCCUGCCGAUUACCGGGAAGUGCUAUAAGUGCGCCACUUGUAAGUUCUAUCACCUGUGUGAGGAAUGCAUGAAGAUGGGGGCACACGUGGACCACGGCUUUGGCGUUCGCUUGAAAAGGUCUCAGCAGUGGCUACUGGUGCAUCAGUGUGAUUUGGAGGGCAGAAAGGAGCAUUGCGAACAUCAGAAUGUGUUGGUGGUAAAGAGUGAGCCUGUUCCUGAGGCGGUCCUCUCUGCUCUGCCCAUGGUGCGGGUUCGAGAGGGCUGUCGGCUGCUGGGGGCCGGUAUGCAGUGUCGCAUCUGCCUCAGGGCCUUCACGAUCGGACAAAAGGCACGCCACCUCCCCUGCCACCACAAGUUCCAUAGGGAGUGCAUUGACCCUUGGCUCCAGCAGUCCAACUGCUGUCCCCUGGACGGCUAUGCCAUCUACAACCCCCUGACGUGGGCCUGCUCGACUGGCGUCCGGGUGCUGCCUGCUGUUGCCGUACCAACCUCCAUGCGGGCCAGGCACUCCCUCCACGACCCCUGCAAUGACCUCUUUGUGCCCGGGGUCAGGCUCAAGGACAGGACGACGGAUGCAGCAGCGGCGCCAGCACCCAUCCUGCGCGUGGAUUCGUCCGAGAGCGCGUGCCUGGCCCUGCCGAAACGUCUUGCCUUGGGACGACCUCUGCCCAUCUCUGCCGUCGUCAGCGCCAGUGUCCGUGCCGCCGAUGCCACUCAGGAAUUGUCCGUCAACAGUGUGGCCAUCGAAUAUGGUGCCCGGCGGACCAGUGACACGGAGCUGUUGACACAUGCCUCUGCCCACACUCCGACCCGGGGUGGAUCCAGGCCCGGAGCCGGAGGCGCCCUGGUGAGGUGCCGCUCCGUCAUCCUGGCGCCCAUCACGCACCAGCUGGUGAGAGGGAGUGGGCUCAGUGGCUCCACUGCCAUCCGGCCCAAUGCACAACCACUGGUACCACCACCACCACCUCCAGCACUCAGGAUCAGCUCCAGACAGAAACCGAGCACCAGGAGCAGGACUAUGGCGGGGCCCCACAAAGCAGCGACUCAAGCCCCGUCGGGAGACACCUACGCUGAGCUGUACGUGGGAGGCAGCCCCCUGGUCAGUGGUGGGAGCUCCAUGGGUAUUGGGGGCGGUAGUCCUCCUGGGGGUGUUCGAGUGACGCCAAGGAGCGGCGCGCCACGUAAAUUCCGACCCCUGAGGAAGUCCAGGUCUACCCUCGGACCACCAGGGGGCGUGAGUGAGAUGACGCUGUGGUUGGACGGGGUGUAUCUGGCUGGCUCAAACACACAGAAGAACUAGUGUUUGUUUUUACAUGCAGAGACAUACCCACAGCUGUGAAUCUGUGAAGCACUUUUCAUAUUGCAUAUUGUUAAGGAUAACCAAAAGUUUUAGUUUGUUUUGAAAUAUCUUAUAAUGAAAAAGAUUAAUAAAUACAGUGAAGACAGGUA
Messenger RNA from Engraulis encrasicolus (European anchovy), 2424 nucleotides. RefSeq names its product zinc finger, SWIM-type containing 2 (gene zswim2). The transcript has 10 exons. Lineage: Eukaryota; Metazoa; Chordata; Actinopteri; Clupeiformes; Engraulidae. The coding region runs from base 239 to 2275 and encodes 678 amino acids. The record is from RefSeq and is a predicted model, not a curated record. Gene Ontology annotation, molecular function: zinc ion binding; ubiquitin protein ligase activity.